AUGUAAUAUAAUAGAUUAGGAAAUACAGGUUUACUUGUUUCUUGUCUGGGAUUUGGUAAUAUGGUAAACUUUUAACCAUAGGAUGAGGAGAUGAAUAUAGCAAUAAUAAAAAGAGCAUAUGAGGCAGGAAUAAAUUUUUUUGAUACUGCAGAAUUGUAUGAGAUUAAUUAAGUUUGAUUAGUUAUGAAUAUGGAGAAGCAGAAAAAUAAUUAGGCAGAUCGAUAAAAAUUUUAAAGUUGCCAAGAGAGAAAUUAGUGAUAACGACGAAAGUGUUCAUAAAUUAGAGUCCAGGAGGUUUAGAUAGUUUUAAUAAGUUUUGAUAGGAUUGAAUGUUAAUAGAAUGUGUACUCUAAAUAGGAAGCAUAUUAUAGAGGCAGUAAAUAGAAGUUUAUAGAAUUUAUAAUUGGAUUAUGUGGAUAUAAUAUAUGCACAUUAAUUUGAUACAGAGACUUCAACUGAGGAAAUAGUGAGAGGAUUCAAUUAAAUAAUAGAAGAUGGAAAAGCAUUUUAUUGGGCAACAAGCAAUUGGAAUUCUGGAUAGAUUUAGGAAGCAAUAAAUUAUGCAGAUUUACAUGGAUUAAUAAGGCCAAUAGCAGAAUAAGGAGAGUAUCAUAUGUUAUAAAGAAAAUAAUUUGAAUAUGAUUUAGUAGGUUUAUAUGAGAAAUAUAAUUAUGGAACUACAAUUUAUAGUCCUUUAUGCGGAGGAUUUCUGACAGGGAAAUAUUUGGAUGGAAUACCAGAUGAUAGUAGAUGUGCAAAAGAUAAUGGAUGGAUGACAAAAGAAAGAGCUUAGAAUAGAUGGUUGUUAAAAUAUAGUAAUUAAUAUAAUUUAUACAGUAAAAAAUCCAAAGAAUUUAGAAGGUGUGAAGAGAAUAGUUGAAUUAUCUAAAGAAUUAAAUGUAACACCAGCUUAAUUAGUUUUGGCUUGGACUAUAAGAAAUAAGGAUAUUAAUGUUGCUAUAACAGGAGCAAGAAAUGUUACUCAAUUAGAAGAAUCUUUAGGAAGUUUAGAGUUACUUUAAAAAUUUGAUGAAAAACUAGAUGAGAAAUUAGAAAUUAUUUUUGAAAAUGCUCCUAAAUAAGAUUUAAAUUAUAGAACAUUUUAAUAAAAUAAAAAGAGAAGAUGA
Paramecium sonneborni is the source of this 1127-nucleotide messenger RNA. The record is from the annotation of a GenBank genome assembly. Lineage: Eukaryota; Ciliophora; Oligohymenophorea; Peniculida; Parameciidae.